Messenger RNA from Aspergillus homomorphus CBS 101889, 1630 nucleotides. RefSeq names its product putative pyridine nucleotide-disulfide oxidoreductase. The coding region runs from base 111 to 1481 and encodes 456 amino acids. The record is from RefSeq and is a predicted model, not a curated record. Lineage: Eukaryota; Fungi; Ascomycota; Eurotiomycetes; Eurotiales; Aspergillaceae. The transcript has a single exon. Gene Ontology annotation, cellular component: mitochondrion. Gene Ontology annotation, molecular function: sulfide:quinone oxidoreductase activity; FAD binding.
UUAUCUGUGAAUUUUACCACUUCAAUUCUCUUCUCUUCUCCCUCUCUCCUCACUUCUUGUUCUUCUUCUUGUUAUAUUGCUUCACUCUCAUCCUUGCUGCAGUCCUCACCAUGUUCCGCAGCAGCGUCACCCGCGCUGUCCGCGCUGCCCACCCCUCCAGCGCCCCUCUCCGCACGCUCGCCACCGCCGCCUCUCCCUCCUCCACGAACCCCCCCGUCACCCCGACGACACGCAACCACAAAGUCCUGGUUGUCGGCGGCGGCAGCGCCGGACUCAGCGUCAGCCACCAAUUGCUGCACAAAGGCCCAUACACGCAAGACGAUAUCGCGAUCAUCGAGCCAUCGGAAUGGCACCACUUCCAACCGGGCUGGACGCUGGUCGGCGGCGGGGUGAAGACGAAGGAGGAGCUGCGACGGCCGACGCCGACGCUGGUGGACGGGAAACUGAAGCUGUACGGACAGGCGGUGGAGAGCUUCACGCCGGAGCAGAACACGGUGACGCUGGCCAACGGCGACCGGCUCGGGUACGAGCAGCUGAUCGUGGUGCCGGGCAUUCACGUGAACUUCGGGAAUAGCAUCCGCGGGUUGGCGGAGGCGCUGGCGGAUCCCAACCGCCUGGUCGCCUCGACCUACGGCUACGACCACGUCGACAAGGUGUACCGCUCGCUGCAGACGCUGAAGCGCGGAAAGGCGCUGUUCACGCAGCCCGCCGGUGUGCUCAAGUGCGCCGGUGCCCCGCAAAAAAUCAUGUGGCUCGCCCUCGACCACUGGAAGCAGGCUGGUCUGUAUAACCCCGCUGAUCCGGCUAAGUCGGCGAUCCAAAUCGCUUUUGCUACGGGUCUGCCUGCGAUGUUCGGCGUGCCCAAGUACAGCGCUUCGCUGGAGGCGCUGCGCCAGGAGCGCGGCGUCGAGCCGCUGUUCCAGCACGACCUGGUGGCCGUGGAGGGCAACACGGCGACGUUCGCCAAGGUGGACGGGUCCGGCGCGCAGGUGCAGCGCGAGUUCGACAUGCUGCACGUCGUGCCGAAGAUGGGGCCGCACGCGUUCGUCAAGAACUCGCCGCUGGCCGAUGCCGCCGGCUUCGUCGACGUCGACCCCGCCACCACCCAGCACAAGAAGUUCAAGAACGUCUGGUCCCUCGGCGACGCCUCCAGCUUGCCCACCUCCAAGACCGCCGCCGCCAUCACCGCCCAGGCCCCCAUCAUGGUCCGCAACCUCCUCCGCGUCGCCGACGGUCAGGCCCCGGACGCCGAAUACGACGGCUACACCUCCUGCCCGCUCACCACCGAGUACGGCAAGGUCCUCCUCGCUGAGUUCAAGUACGCCGGCGUCCCCAAGGAGACCUUCGGCGGCCUGCUCGGCAUCGACCAGGCUACCCCGCGCCGCGCCUUCUGGCACAUGAAGAAGAGCUUCUUCCCCUGGGUCUACUACAACAACAUGGUCAAGGGCACCUGGGCCGGUCCCAAGGGCUGGUUGAGCUAAGUGCGAGUGCGCAGUGAUGUAUGAUUAGUGUUGAUUAAAAGCGUGUUAGGGAGACUGUACAUUUUGCGUUCUUUUCUGUUACCGUCGGUCUUGUUAAUAGAGUUCGCGUUGCUUCAUUAAGAUACAAUUAGAGGUGUACUUUGUGCAGU